Messenger RNA from Symbiodinium sp. CCMP2592, 2175 nucleotides. NCBI's taxonomy places the organism in Eukaryota, Dinophyceae, Suessiales, Symbiodiniaceae. The record is from the annotation of a GenBank genome assembly.
AUGGCCUUCGACAAUGAAAGCUUUGACACCAUCGACAUCUCGUCUGGCGAGGAGACCGAGAAAUGCCAACUGCCUCGAGUUUAUGGAGCUUGCUACGCCGCCAGGUGCCGCUUGCUAGCCGAGGUGCCUAUGGCCCAUGAGCUGUUUUGGCUGAAGCGGCAGGCGCGACGAGCAGUCCUCAAGCGUCUAGCCAAGGAAGCUGCGGAAUUCGGGCCGGCACUGCGUCGAAAGGCGGCAGAACUGCGGGCGAGCGCGGCACGACAGCGACUGCAGAUGCUCCGGUCUGGGCAGGUGGAGCAGUAUGAAGCUCUUCUGUCGGAGACGAAGGACAAGCGGGUGCAGGAAGUCUUGGAAGAGACCAACCGCAUCAUGGCGGAGAUCGGGCCAGCGUCACCCAAGUUGGACGAGAAGGUCGGACAGCCACGGUCCCUGCAGCAUGGGCAAUUGAUGCCCCAUCAGCUGGCUGGACUGCGCUGGUUGGCCAGGUUGGUGGAUCAUCGGAUGAGUGGCAUCCUGGCAGAUGACAUGGGCCUUGGAAAAACUGUUCAAUCACUUUCGCUGCUCGCUUUUCUGGCCGACAGCCGCGAUCAGCAAGGGCCACACUUGGUGGUGGCGCCACUGAGCACUCUUCAAAACUGGGUUGACGAGAUCAUGCAGUGGGUCCCAAGCUUCCGCUACCUUGUCUACCGUGGCAGUGAGCGGAACCUAUCUGCUGCCGAGAAGGCCAUAAUGUCGCCAGACCAGAAUCACAACAUCAACCUGGUUCUCACUACCUAUGAGACUGUGGCAAGCCGCUUCACAUUCCUGGGCCACUAUCCUUGGUAUUGCGUUGUCGUGGACGAGGGACACCGCAUCAAGAACUUCCAUGCUCGCAGCAGCCAGGCGGUGAGGCGCCUGCCGUGUCAGCACCGCUUGCUUUUGACUGGAACGCCGAUCCAGAACUCACUGCGAGAACUUUGGAGCCUCUUGUCCUUCGUGGCUCCGGCCGCCUUCAACUCCCUGGAGAACUUUGAGCAGUGGUUUGCUUUGCCGCCCCCGCCGUCUGUCCGCCUGGGAGCCGAGGCGGAGGAGGCCGAGGUGAGCCAGCUGCUCUCUGAAGAGGAGGAGCUGCUGAUCAUCCAGCGCCUGCACAAGGUGCUUCGCCCCUUCCUCCUCAGGAGGACGAAGGAACAGGUCCUCACGGACCUUCCACCCAAGACAGAGGCAGUGAUCUGGGUUCCACUGUCGUCUUGGCAGAAGGUACUGUAUCGGAAGGGCCUCCGCACAAUCCAGCGCGUGGCAGGCACGGCAAAGUUGAGUUCGGGCGGCGUGUCCGCCAGUGCCACGUCGGGAAUGGCCUUGCGAAAGGCUGUGAAUCACCCUUACCACUACCUGAGCAAGAAGGCGGCAUUGGGCCGGCCAGUGGAGGAGCUGAUCCGAGCUUCGGGAAAGCUUGAGUUCUUGGACCGGUUCCUGCCGAGGCUGGUGAAGCUGGGUCACAAGAUUCUUAUCUUUGCACAGCUGCGGACAUCCCUGGACUUCCUUGAGAGGCUGUUGGAGCACCAGGGCCUUAAGUUCUCGCGCAUCGACGGGUCCACACCCUCGGCGAGGCGUGGGGAGGCCGUUAGCAAUUUCAGACGCGAUGCCUCGAUCACUGUUAUGCUUCUAACAACGCAAGCUGGUGGCUUGGGCCUGAACUUGCAAGCUGCGGACACUGUGAUCCUGUUCGACAGUGACUGGAAUCCACAGUCCGACCUUCAAGCCUGCGAUCGUGCGCAUCGGAUUGGCCAGACCCGGCCUGUGCUCGCCGUGCGCCUCAUGACGCCCACGGCCAUGGACCGGGGCCUCCUGGAGCGAAGCUCCAAGAAGCUGCAGAUGGAGAAGAAGAUCAUCCGGGCCGGACACUUCUCUGACUCCUCUGCUGAGAUGUCCAAGUCAAUGCUCAUGCAGUUGGUGAAGGAGGCACGUCAGACGAACAAGGCUGGGAGCGGCCACCGUGCCAGCAGCUUUGCAGAGAUGAAUCGACUGAUGGCCCGGUCGGACGAGGAGAUGGAAGCAUUCACUCAGCUCGAUCGCGGCCUACUAGGUGAGGCGAACGAUGCCAGCACCACGGAGGAGAUCUUGGAGAAGGCUGGACGCCUCGUUCGGAUCGACGAGGUCACAAGUCGGGAAUAUGCAAAUCUCAUGCAGAAUUGA